This is a messenger RNA of Venustampulla echinocandica, 1716 nucleotides long. RefSeq lists its product as uncharacterized. Gene Ontology annotation, molecular function: N,N-dimethylaniline monooxygenase activity; flavin adenine dinucleotide binding; NADP binding. Bases 1 to 1716 code for a protein of 571 amino acids. The transcript has 6 exons. Lineage: Eukaryota; Fungi; Ascomycota; Leotiomycetes; Helotiales; Pleuroascaceae. The record is from RefSeq and is a predicted model, not a curated record.
AUGGCUCCUUCAGCAGACAUUAGCAAUGGCAAUGCCCCCAAGAGAAGCUUGGAUGCACUUAUUGUAGGCGCAGGCUUCGGUGGGCUCUACCAACUUCACUAUCUACGAAAGUUGGGCUACAAUGUCAAGGUAGUUGAUAAUGCUGGCGGUCUUGGGGGAAUCUGGUGGUGGAACUGCUAUCCAGGUGCCAGAGUGGACAGCGAUGUCCCGAUGUACGAAUACAGCAUCGAAAAUCUUCACAAGGAUUGGACCUGGUCCGAGCGGUUCCCAUCCUGGCCGGAGCUCCGCGAAUAUUUCAAUUAUGUUGACAAGAAGCUCGACCUGAGCAAGGACAUUGAAUUAAGGAAAACGGUUACAAGUGCCGAGUUUGAUGUCGAUUCCAGCAGAUGGAACGUCAAGCUUAGCACGGGAGAAGCCAUUGACUGCAAGUUCCUUGUCCUCUGCACUGGAUUUGCAGCCAAGCAUUAUGUUCCCCCCUUCCAAGGGUUGGACAAAUUCAAGGGGGUCAUGCACCACACAGCGAAAUUCCCACAAGACGGACUUGAUUUCAAAGGGAAGAAGGUCGCUGUCAUUGGUACUGGAGCAUCCGGUGUUCAAACUAUUCAAGAGGUUGGCCAUGAGGUGGCUGAUCUCACUGUUUUCCAAAGAACCCCCAAUCUCUGUUUGCCUAUGAACCAAACCAAGCUCGAUCCUAAAGAAGAGGAUCGCUUAAAGGAAAAUGGCACGUACGACAAGCAUUUCAAAUACCGACGCGAGACAUUCGCCGGCUUCCACUUCGAUUUCAACGAAAAAGUAGGUGCGGAUGAUACCCCAGAGCAGCAGAAAGCGUUCUAUGAGACGUUGUGGGGUGGCGGCGGGUUCCGCUUCUGGCUCGCCACCUACAAGGACUUGCUGUUCGACAAAAAGACCAACGAUACUGCCUACGAGUUCUGGUCUGAGAAGACCCGCGCAAGGGUUAACGAUCCAAGGAAACGGGAUAUCGUCGCCCCGACCCUGGAGAAUCAACCUCAUACAUUUGGAACCAAGAGACCUUGUCUUGAGCAACGCUAUUAUGAGGUUUAUAACCAGGACAACGUCGACAUUAUUAACAUUAAGGAGAACCCAAUUGAUACUUUCACCGAGAAAGGCAUCAGGACAGCGGACGGCAAGGAACGCGAGUUCGAUAUCAUCAUUCUCGCCACUGGCUUCGACUCCGUCACAGGCGGGUUAGUGCAAAUCGACAUCAAGGGAGCCGACGGCGUGUCGCUAGCAGAUAAGUGGUCCAAGGGAACCUGGACUUUCCUUGGGAUGAGCACUGCCAACUUUCCCAACAUGUUCUUCCUUUACGGACCUCAAGGACCAACUGCUUUCGCCAACGGCCCUACCAUUGUGGAGCUUCAAGGUGACUGGAUCAUUGAUGCUAUUGAAUAUACAACCAAGAACAACAAGAAGACAAUCGACCCAACCGCGCAAUCCGAGGCUGGCUGGCAAGUUCCAACAUCCUUCUGCGGAGUGACUAAGCACGUCGCUGAGCUUUCCGAUAUCACUCUUUUCCCCGGAACUGAUUCUUGGUACAUGGGCGCAAACAUUCCAGGCAAACCUCGAGAGGCUCUCAACUAUUCUGGCGGUAUCCCAAGAUAUGUCCGGGAAUCGCAGGAAGUUGCAGACAAGGGAUAUGCGGGCUUUACCUUUGAUGCGCCUUAUGCACAGAUGAAAGAGGCGGCUGUUCAGGCUUAG